Messenger RNA from Pungitius pungitius (ninespine stickleback), 2493 nucleotides. It is a transcript of the gene ticam1, whose product is annotated as TIR domain containing adaptor molecule 1. The transcript has 2 exons. The record is from RefSeq and is a predicted model, not a curated record. The coding region runs from base 557 to 2317 and encodes 586 amino acids. Gene Ontology annotation, biological process: positive regulation of natural killer cell activation; positive regulation of myeloid dendritic cell cytokine production; response to exogenous dsRNA. Lineage: Eukaryota; Metazoa; Chordata; Actinopteri; Perciformes; Gasterosteidae. Gene Ontology annotation, molecular function: protein kinase binding.
AAGUAGCAGCAGUGGGUCUUAACUGGACACACAACACAUGCAUGCGCAUUGUCGUGGCAUCUGAAGGUCGUACUAAAAGAAGAAAAGAAAAGGGUUUUGGAAGACACAGCGUGUUUCUCCUCCUUCCUGCUUGUGUCUUUUGUCCUUCAUGAGCUCCCUUACUUGUGACAUCAUCAGUCUGUUGAGUAAACUUUCAAGCUGGUGGAUGUCUUCGACUGACACAGAUAAAGUUGGUCCCUAAUGGUUUGAUAAGACUGAACACCGGCUUUCAGUGGUCAAGCGCACUAGGAGCUUCCUGUUAGAAGAAAAGACAUUUCAUCUGGGCGAACUGAACUGGGAAAAGUAACCUGAGUGACUUCCUUAUUUGGCAAUCCGAGUCAAUCUGUUAUUAUUGCUCCUUGGACUCCAUGCAGAAAGAAGAAUGCCCAUAACAAGUGUGCGCCUCUCUCCUCAACAGCUUUUUGAACAAAUAAGGAAGAAAAUAUCCGAAAGUAAGGUGUGAUCCCGUCCGCUUCUCUUCCAUAUCCUGAAAUACGAGUAACAGGUUCAAUUAAAAAUGAGUCACGAGGGACAAGAACAUCCGGAGACAGGACUGAAAGACGUCUUGGACAUACUAGUUAAAGCACCUCCACAGCGGCUGCUGAGCCUAACAUUCCAGCUAGGUGACUCUCCUGAAGAUAAUAUCGUACACGCCUUAUGUCUGAUUAUUCUCCAGCAGGAGGUGCGGGCCUUGGACAAACUCCAAACGCUGAAGGACAACUACUUUGCAACUCAGCUAGCUGUAAAGUUGCAGAUAAGUAAAGGCAAAUUAGAGGACUUUGCCGAGCAUUGCGGCUCUUUUCGGGAGCUUGCGGUAGGAUCUUUGGCAGCGUUGGCUCGUAUUUUUAAGGUUUUGUCAGAACAAAGGAUGUGUGAUCCAUAUUUGAGGGAUCUGGCGUACAAGAGAGCCCUUCUCGGUGACAAUCAAGCAACAGGCGGUUGUGAGAAACUGGACUAUGAUCUUCUCGCAGAGGAAGCUAAAGUUGUCUGUGGGCCUCAGUGUGCUGAGUGGGCGUGCUCCCCGAAGGAUCUCAGGUCAGGGCCUUGCCACGAUCUUGUUGGCAGCUUGGAUGCAGGCAACACAACUCUAAAAGUGACCCUGUCUCAGGAUCAGUCCGAGAGAGCGUACAGUCUGCCCAGCCCGUUGCAGGAGACCUCCUCAAUGCCUUCAUACCCUACUCACCUAGAGAUCAGUAUACCUCCGACAGCCACCUUCCUAGAUGACAAAGAAAAUCCUGAUGAAUCCAAACUGAAGACCAAACCUGCCCUCACUGACAACGAAUGGGAAGCAAAUAAUACACUUGGUUCAUCCCUCACAUCUCAGCCCGAAUCCACUCAACCUCCUCUCUCUGGUGCAAAUCAACACUCACAGGUGGAUGAAUUGGCAGCUGCAGAGGGCAGUAAGUCUCUAAAUCAACCCACAAAACCAACCGUUGCACCACCUACCUCCACCAACAUCGUUCUACCCAAGAACCCUGUGCCACAUGAAGUGGAAGAAAGUAACGAUGCCGAAGAGGAUGAAAAGGCGGACUUCUAUGACUUUGUUAUCCUGCAUGCCGAGGAGGAUGAAGUUGAGGCCGAGAGAAUAAGGGAAAAAAUGGAAGAGGUCAUUGGUAGCGAAGGUGCGACCUAUUCUGGGGACUUUGCCAUCCCCGGGAAGAGCAGUCUGAGGUGUGUGGAGGACGCCAUUUACAACUCGGCCUUCACCUUUCUGCUGCUCACCCGCAACUUCCACACGCGCAUGCUGGACACACAGACGGACUGUGCCCUAAUCAACGCCAUCAACAACCGACACAAGUACAACACGGUUAUACCUCUUCUACCGAAGGAGAACGCCAUGCCCAAAGUGAGCCUCCCCCUGGUGCUACAGACAAUAAAUCCACUAGAGGAGAACAGGACCUUUGACAGGAAAAUAAAAAAGAUAUUCACUCCAGCGAAGAUUCGAGACCAGAGGAAAAUCUGGAACGCCGAGCAGACAGCAAAGAGGGAGAUAGAGCGACAGGAGAGACGGAAGAAGUUACACCGGUCCCAACAGAAGCUGAUCAGAGAGCGCAGUGCAGCACAGUUGCCUGAUGAAGAGAACAUGAGGCUUUUGUUAGCGAGGAAAUGUCUUCUCGGACCCGGCGUGCCACCUGAACAAGGCGACGCCAUGGGUCCCUGGCAACAUCAUCCACAUAGUAUUCACAUAGAACAUGCUAAGUACAUCAUGAUUGGUAACGACUCUACAAUGACUGUGAGCGGAGCUGCAGACAAAGACGAUUCAGGGGAGGACCAAUAACCCCAAAUGAUUGUUAUGUUUGUGUGAUUGUAAAUGAGAGGAAUAGUUGUGUAGUAGUGUAUUGUCUGAACACCGUCAGAGCUGUAACAAUUGCUGUGGAGCAUUACACAUGCGGAUUGAUUCAUUGUAUUAAACCCUGUUGGUGGAGGAAAUUCAAUAAAAUGUUCAAAAUAUCA